AUGCCCGAAAACGAUGAGCCCCUCUUGGGCUCCGACAGAUUGAAAGGAAUUCUCUUCGGCAACUAUACCCCGCUGGAGAUCAACGCCGCCCUCACUCCUCUUGAGCAAAGCUUGAGCAACGAGGGUUCGGCGACACUGAAGGCCUUCGUGCUGUCCUGCAUCAUCGUGGUCACAGCCAUCGGGAACAUUCUCGUGUGCGUUUCGGUGAUGAGCGUGCGACGACUGCGUCAUCCAUCAAACUACCUCCUCGUAUCGCUGGCCGUAUCAGACUUGUGCGUUGCACUUCUCGUCAUGCCGUUCGCGAUGUACUUCGAUGUUGUUGGUAAAUGGUAUCUCGGGAACACGAUAUGCGACCUCUGGGUCUCGUUCGAUGUAGCUUCGUGUACGGCAUCCAUACUGAACCUCUGCAUGAUCUCCGUGGAUCGUUAUAUGGCCAUCACGCGACCUUUGACAUACGGAGUUCGGCGAACCUCAAAACGAAUCUGCGUGUAUGUGGCGGGCGUUUGGACCAUGGCAUGUUUGAUCUCGAUCCCACCUGUGAUUGUUUUAGGUAAUGAGCACGGAACUGACGAGGAGCCCGGGUGUCAGGUCUGCCAAAGCAUAGCUUACCAACUUUACGCGACGUUAGGUGCAUUUUACAUCCCGUUGAUUAUCAUGAUUGUGAUGUACUACAAGAUUUACGCUGCGGCAAAACGUGUUGUAGACGCAGAUCAACGAGCACAGAUAAACCCUCAGGUUCUCCUGAAUAAAGGCGACGGGUGGCACGGGGGCAACUCCGAGAUGAGCAAUGGCGCGGACGACUCGAUAAAGACGUCGGCUGGCGUGUCUUCGGCUCCGCACAAUUGGCACAACAACAUGAAACGCUCGACAAUGAUGCGCGAACGCAAGGCUUCAAUCACUCUCGGCAUAAUCAUGAGUGCAUUCACGAUCUGUUGGGUGCCGUUUUUCAUCCUUGCCCUGCUCGAGCCGCUCAUAAAAUACGAUCCCGGACCGGCCAUCAAAAGUUUCACGUUAUGGCUCGGCUACUCGAACUCGAUGUUGAAUCCAGUCAUAUACGUAACGUUCCAUCAGGACUUCCGCCGCGCCUUCAGGGAGCUUCUGCGUUGUCACUGGUCUACGCUCAAUAGUCGACUUCGGGAUGAUUAUUACCUGCGCACCUACACGCUCGAGGGAGCGGCUGCCGAGGGCAACGGGAACAUUCACGUCACGAAUCACGCCUAG
Messenger RNA from Galendromus occidentalis (western predatory mite), 1221 nucleotides. RefSeq names its product 5-hydroxytryptamine receptor 1-like. The transcript has 7 exons. Bases 1 to 1221 code for a protein of 406 amino acids. Gene Ontology annotation, cellular component: plasma membrane. The record is from RefSeq and is a predicted model, not a curated record. Gene Ontology annotation, molecular function: adrenergic receptor activity. NCBI's taxonomy places the organism in Eukaryota, Metazoa, Arthropoda, Arachnida, Mesostigmata, Phytoseiidae. Gene Ontology annotation, biological process: positive regulation of MAPK cascade; adenylate cyclase-activating adrenergic receptor signaling pathway.